AUGUUUCGACCGGGGACGCCCGCGGACGGCGCGAGCGGCUCAUCGAGCCACUAUACCCCCCAAAGUGCGGCACAGAAUGCGUCAUUAGGCGUCACACGUUCGCGUACGCUUCUCUUCCUUAGCAUCCGCGAUUCGCUCGCGCCGGGCUACGUGGCGGACGCUCCGCUGCUGAGCGACGACAAGCCGCCGCUGAGCGACUCGCACGUCUACUUUGACUCGGCCGGUGAGCUGCGCCCCCACGGCGACUCGGUCGCAUUGAAUCUCGGCACGAGCGGCCUCCCUCCGCGGUGGGUCGACGUGUCGGAGGAAGUCGAUGCGCUUCUGCAAGGCAUGGCCCCCAAACUAGCCGAGCUCGAUCGUUUGCACGCCAAGCACCUGCUCCCCAGCUUUGUGGACAAGAGUGACCAGGAGCGGCAGAUUGAGUCGCUCACGUCCGAGAUCACAGCCGACUUUCGCCUCGCGUCGAAGCACAUCGGGCGGCUUGCGUCGCACACGACGCAGGCGAUGCGCUCGAACGAGCUGCGUGCACACGAAAUCACCGCCGCGCGCAACGCGCAGACCGCGCUUGCGACGCGUGUGCAGCAGAUGUCUUCGCUCUUCCGCCGGAAGCAGUCUUUGUACCUGCGGCGUCUGCAAGGCAUGGAAGUCCAGGACUCCGAAAAGCGGGCCGUGUCCGACCCCAACGCCUCGAGCCUCUUGUCCAGCGAGCUGGCCGUGCAGGAGGAUAUGGAGCUGUCGCGCAGGCAGCUCAGCCACGGCGGCAUGCAGACCUCGCUCCUGCUCGAGGCCGACGAUACCAGCGACCUCGCCGCGAUCCAGGAGCGCGACCGCGAGAUUACGCAGAUUGCGCAGUCCAUCGGCGAGCUUGCACAGCUCUUCCAGGACCUGUCCGCGAUGGUCAUCGAGCAGGGUACCAUGCUCGACCGCAUCGACUACAAUAUCGAUAAUAUGGCGACCAACAUGCAGCAGUCGUCCGUGCAGCUGAACCAGGCCAUGGUGUACCAGGCCGGCUCGGGGCGGCGGCAGCUCAUGCUGCUGCUUAUCCUAUGCAUUGCCUAA
This is a messenger RNA of Malassezia japonica, 1059 nucleotides long. RefSeq names its product t-SNARE affecting a late Golgi compartment protein 2 (gene tlg2). The transcript has 2 exons. Gene Ontology annotation, molecular function: SNAP receptor activity; SNARE binding. Gene Ontology annotation, biological process: vesicle-mediated transport; vesicle fusion; intracellular protein transport. Gene Ontology annotation, cellular component: endomembrane system; SNARE complex; membrane. Lineage: Eukaryota; Fungi; Basidiomycota; Malasseziomycetes; Malasseziales; Malasseziaceae. The coding region runs from base 1 to 1059 and encodes 352 amino acids. The record is from RefSeq and is a predicted model, not a curated record.